CCACCAGACUCUAUUAUCUCGAUAUCAACACUAGUCUUCUCAAAGAUACCCCUUAACUAUCCCAGGUGAUAAGGAUACAUACUCCACCCCAGAGGCAAAGUCUGACUGUUCGCAUUGCUGUUCGAUCAACGCGCGUCUUGACACGUCAACCGACGAAUGACCUCCGCGACCUCAACUUCAAUACCUCCCGCAUCAAGUAUUCUGCCUGGAGGAUAUCUGCAAUACUUCUGUGCGAGCCAAAGUUGUAUAAGACUCUCCUCAGCCAGCAAGGCUCACGAGAAUUCAAGAUGUCCAUAAACUGGGUAAUGCUCUCGGAUGCACAGAACUUUACACCUCUACCAAACGAAGAAACACUCUACAAGUCUCCACCGCGGACAACCCUCUCUCUACAAACGUUGAACAAGUACCCUGGCAGGGAGCCAUUUCACGUCACAAGCUCCAGCGGUACGAUACAUCUCACAAAUCGACGUGUCGUGUAUCUUCCCCAGACCCCCUCACCUACCCUUCAGUCCUUCGCCGCGCCCAUCCUCAAUCUACAUGACACACACGUUGACUCGCCUUGGUUUGGUCCCAACACUUGGACAGCACUCGUACAGCCGGUCGCUGGUGGCAACAUACCACCUCAACACGCUGCACUCGAGUUAAAAAUAACUUUCAAAGAAGGCGGCGCAUUUGACUUCAGCGCACGGUUUGAAAGAGUCAAGGAGCGCCUACAACAAGCCGUGGAAGUGGCGCGUGAGUCCGGACACGCAGCAGGAGACGGCUCUGAGACUGGAAGAGGACUUGGUGGUGGUGCUUUGGCAGGGGUGAAUCUUGAUGCUGUGCAUCUAGAUGAGCUGCCAGCUUACGAGCCAGGGAGUGGUGUACCUGUACCUCCAGAACAGGUUGUAGAGCAACAAGAAGCCAUGAGACGAGACAGCGAGAUACUAUCCGGGUCGACAGGUCCUAAUUCUCCUAGAGUUCCCGCGGCACCGUUCACACCUCCUGCGGAACCACCACCCGGGUACGAGGAGGCACAGAUGGACAGCGUUGCGGACGAGCUAGAGCGAAGACUGCGGAGGGAUGGAUAAUAUAGCACUGAUGGUGCUACUUCUUGCGUUCGAGAACAUGAUAUCAGGGAUAUGGGCAUAUACAAGGCGUCAAAGGCUACUCAGGAGGAUACCACCAACACCUUUCAGUAUUUUGAGACGAUUCGAGCGUGUAUUCUACUAUACGACCAGAUGCCCCAGGCAUCAUUGCAUGAAAAUGAAAAGUCUCGAACAUGUGAAGAUCUGCGGGGUCUGAAUUGCAUGUGAAGAUACGUCACGCGAGUUCCCGCGCUACCCCGGCCACUAGACGGAUUAGGAAGAUGCCUCGGUCCCUCGUUGUCAUCAUUGUCUAUGCUUAAGAAGCCGAGUUAACAUAUUUCUCUCUCGGACCUCACUUCUAGCCUCCUUCG
This is a messenger RNA of Pseudovirgaria hyperparasitica, 1438 nucleotides long. RefSeq lists its product as uncharacterized. Gene Ontology annotation, molecular function: chromatin DNA binding; transcription coactivator activity. Gene Ontology annotation, cellular component: nucleus. Bases 288 to 1070 code for a protein of 260 amino acids. The record is from RefSeq and is a predicted model, not a curated record. Gene Ontology annotation, biological process: positive regulation of DNA-templated transcription. Lineage: Eukaryota; Fungi; Ascomycota; Dothideomycetes; Acrospermales; Acrospermaceae. The transcript has 3 exons.